Messenger RNA from Zingiber officinale, 753 nucleotides. RefSeq names its product 60S ribosomal protein L18a-like protein. Lineage: Eukaryota; Viridiplantae; Streptophyta; Magnoliopsida; Zingiberales; Zingiberaceae. The record is from RefSeq and is a predicted model, not a curated record. Bases 41 to 526 code for a protein of 161 amino acids. The transcript is spliced from 4 exons.
GGACUUCACUGCGAUCCCACCCAGCUCGAUCCAGAAGUCGAUGGCCGGGUGCAGCAGCGACGCCGAUCUCUCGAAGACUCCCGCCGGCCGUCCGCCUCGGUUCCCUCCUUCUCCCACUCCCUACGGCACUUUUCUACCCCAGCAGCAAGUGCCGCUCCCGACGGCUCCUCUUCUUCCCAACCCUACAAAGCCGCCGCUGCAGUACCAACCGCCUCCGCAACCAGCCGACGGCUACCUCGCCAUUCCAGUUGGGUACCAAUCUCCGCCGUACUCCGCCGUUGUGGAUGGGAUCCCCAUGAACGCGAGGGUGCCUCCUCUCCCUUUCUGUGGCAUUGGUGUUGGUUGGGCCUUGUUUGUGGCAGGAUUUAUCUUCGCUUCAAUUCCAUGGUAUGUUGGAGCUUUCAUUCUGCUAUUUGUUGCUCAAGACUAUAGGGAGAAACCUGGACUCAUUGCAUGCUCAAUUGCUGCUGUUCUGGCAAUUCUAUCUCUGAUACUUAGUGCCUUCAACUUUCAUGUAUUCUGGUAAUCUCUACCACAUUUGUGCCUUAGUUUAAAAGUGCAGUGUCUUAUAUGUUAAUUAUAGAGUUUCUUAGAACAAACUGAAGGGAUUGUUAUAUUGAUCUUAUGCAUUAAGGGCACUGAAAUUACUCAGGUUGCAUUUAUGAGAACUGAUUUAAUGUUAGAACUGCUCAUUUCUUUCGAAUAUGAUUGUGAAUUCUGAUUUAGAUGGAGUUAAAUACAUGAAUUGCGAAA